AUGGGCUAUGUUACACAGGAUGCACCUCCUGCCGAAGGCUCUACAGGCCACACUUCAGGGAAUCACAGGCAGCGGCUUAUCCCACAGCGUCUUCUGUCUGCAAGCAACAGCAAUGAGUUACUUAUGAAUCUUAAUAAUGCUCAGCUUCAGCCUCUACAGCUUCAGGGCCCAUUUAAUUCAUGGAUUCUUUCUCUCUCUGGGAUUUUACAACAGGCACAGGCUCAAAUUCCAGGACUCUCCCAGUUCUCUUUAUCAACUGUAGACCGGUUUGCUGGACUGCUCCCAAAUCAGGUACUUCUCCCAGCCCAAGGUACCCAGGUGAGACAGCUGGACCACUCACAGCCUCAAAUACCACCGCAGACACAGCAGGGCCCUAAUGAAGUUAUGCCCUACGUGUUCUCCUUCAAAGUGCCUCAAGAGCAAGCACAGAUGCUUCAAUACUAUCCAGUUUACUUGCUCCUACCCUGGGAACAGCCUCAACAAACAGUCGUGCAGUCACCUCCACAAACAGGACAACAGCUAUUUGAGGAGCAGAUGCCAUUCUAUACUCAAUUUGGAUAUAUUCCACUACAAGCAGAACCUGUUAUACCAGGAGGACAGCAGCAACUAGCUCUUGAUCCCUUCAUAGGCGCAGCUCCUGAAAUUGCUGUGAUGCCAGCAGGAGGAGUGAUACCAAAUUUACAAAAAGAAAUGACAAACUUUAAGCCUGCCAGUGCAGGAAUUUUCAUUCCUUCAACUUCACAAAAACCAAGCACAACAAAUUAUUUUACUUCUGCUAUAAACCCAACCAUUGCCCCAGAGCUCAUGGAAAAGAAGGUAGAGUAA
Molecule: messenger RNA, 825 nt
Organism: Ceratotherium simum simum (southern white rhinoceros)
Lineage: Eukaryota; Metazoa; Chordata; Mammalia; Perissodactyla; Rhinocerotidae
Source: RefSeq, a predicted model, not a curated record